AUGGAGUCUACUUCGACGUGUGAAGACGCAGUCGCGGGUAUUCGUAUAGUUGUUUUAAAUCUACCUGAAGAUGAAGGUGAAGGUCUUGGCUUCCGUUUGACCAGAACGCUAUGGGAUCCAUAUCCCUGGGUGCAUGAUGUGACACCAGGAUCCAGAGCUGAUGCUGCUGGGUUGAAGACAGGGGACUGUUUGUUGCAGGCGGAGGGGAAGGACUUAUUAGGCAUGCCGGUUGGUCAAGUUGCUGGUAUGAUACGUGGUGACGGAGCCAGCCAUGGGGUGUCUUUGAUGGUAUGGAACUGUGGCGUCGAUCCGAGUGAUGACCCAGAGUUGCUUUGGAGUUGUGGAGGCGGAGCCCGAGGUGAGAGGGCCCGGAGAGCUUUAUCAGGCGUGGUAAAGGCACUUGCUUGCUGCGUCUGUGCUGCCACGGCCACCAGGGCCCUGUCGUGUGCGAGAUCACAUCUUUACUGCGAUGGAUGCUGGAGUCGUUUGGAUAAAUGCGCUCUGUGUAGAGAGCCACUACCUUCUAAGGACUCGCCCUACGCAAAAAAUCUAGUUGCUGAACAAGUAUUCGAAGCGAUCGCAGCAGAAUACGAAAUAAAGGAUCCGGCGAAAAAAUGUCAAUUUUCAACAUACACCACAAGAAGUCCUCAAAUUUCCACCAGAAAAGGACAGUACCAGCUGUCUAUGAUGAACAGACGAACACAGUACGCCGAGAAAUACUCUUCGGAUCCAAACAUACACACGAUACGCACGGAAACGAAAUCAAACCUCAAAACACACAACGGUCAAAGUCAUAACAUUCGGACGGAUUCGUGCAGUCAAACUGACGGCCCGUCUGACGUCAUGCAUCAAACACGCUGUCAGAUGCAGAGCUGUCACUGUCAGAAGUUGACAGAUGGCGCCAAAUGUCCGAUGGAAAUUCCGAGGAUUAAUUUGGAGAUAGACGAUUCAAGCAAAUGUAUGCUACAGCAUAAAUUGGUCGCGCGGCUGAGGCAGGCCUGUUCUUUAGCUGACUUACAGAACCUGCAGUCAUGUCAGCUGUCAAAAUCAAUGAAUAAUAUUAAUUCUAAUGAGCAUAGUUGCAGUAAUGGGCAACACAGCAACUCAGUUGACAAUUUAGUGAAAAAUAUGUCUUGUGAUACUCCAGUGUUUCUGCUGUCACCGCCUCCUAUAUACGUUCUUUCGUGCGACCAUUCCUAGACGAUACGGUGUAUUUAUCCGUGUAUUGGAUAUUCAAUAACAACGUUUUGAAACAAGUAUAAUAAAUUAUGAAAUUAUUAACGUACAAUUAUUAUAUCGAGUCAUACACCUAAACCUAUCAAACAAUUACUCUAAUUACCUACUCUGUCAAUCAAACUUCAUCCUUCAUCUAUCUGUCAAAUACAACAUUCAUUCAUUCACACUUCUACUUCAACUACUUGCACGCGACACCUGAACUACACAAAAACAAUUUAAUGUAAUCCUGUUUUUUAGACGAAAUAUAAAUCUAUAAGAAUA
Leptidea sinapis is the source of this 1497-nucleotide messenger RNA. RefSeq lists its product as uncharacterized. Gene Ontology annotation, molecular function: protein binding. NCBI's taxonomy places the organism in Eukaryota, Metazoa, Arthropoda, Insecta, Lepidoptera, Pieridae. The coding region runs from base 1 to 1200 and encodes 399 amino acids. The transcript is spliced from 9 exons. The record is from RefSeq and is a predicted model, not a curated record.